Phragmites australis (common reed) is the source of this 5728-nucleotide messenger RNA. RefSeq names its product MDIS1-interacting receptor like kinase 1-like. Gene Ontology annotation, molecular function: ATP binding; protein kinase activity; protein binding. Gene Ontology annotation, biological process: hormone-mediated signaling pathway; protein phosphorylation. NCBI's taxonomy places the organism in Eukaryota, Viridiplantae, Streptophyta, Magnoliopsida, Poales, Poaceae. Gene Ontology annotation, cellular component: plasma membrane. The record is from RefSeq and is a predicted model, not a curated record. The transcript has 2 exons. Bases 2438 to 5539 code for a protein of 1033 amino acids.
UUAGCCUGCACCCUGCAAAGUCUCCUAGCUAGUGAAAAACCGACACCUUGAUUAGGGCAUGCAUUAGGCCCUAUGAAUUGGUUUGGUUUGGGUUUCUAGCUAGCUAGUUAGGCUUUUCUAUCAAUUACACUGAGUGAUCAACAUGUGUUCCUAGCCAUUUUGGUGUGCUGUGGCACUUUAAUUUGGAGAUUGUCAUUCUGAUUUGUGCCACAUGCAUCAAAUUAGCUAGAAACGCAUAUUCAGAUACCUUCAGCGCCUUUCAAGUCAUAAUACUUCAGUGCUUUCGUAAUCGUUUGAUGGAGUGGUUGGCAUUUGGCAAUCGAUCUGCAUUGUUCUAUGGUGCAAAAUCAGAUAUAUUGUUCGGAAUAUCGAAGGCCCCAAAUCAGGUGCAAACGUAACUGUUCGAUUGAGCUGUUGGCAAUUCUUAAGGCUAGCUAGCUUACUUUCUUUUUCCCCUAUCGUUUGCUUCCUGUAAUGCUCGUGAUUCUCAACAAUACAUUGGCACCACUUGCAGUCUAAUUUUGUAGUCACUGAAAUAGUGAACGCAAUCAGUUUCUAUAGUCUUACCUUUUUCUAUAAAAGCAGCAAAUAUUUCAAUAUGCUCAUACAAUUUACAUCCUGAAUGACCUAAUAUACAUAGCUCCAAAACUACAAGAUUGACAGGUUUUGUACAAUACCAACUAGGGCUUCAAUCCUAUACUAGACUUUCAGUAGAGGAAGCUAGAUGAUACCCAGAUAGAAAUUGUUACCAUCCCUAGUCCCGUCUCCUAGGACAAGGACUAUGAAAUCAACUGGGUAUAGAGCACUUGCUUACUUUGCUGUGGUCUUCUUCUGCUCGUUGUGAGAAUUUCUCAUUUGCGCUUUUGCAAUGAUGAGCAUAUGAACCAACAGACCUCUUUGCAGUAGGGUUUCUGUUACUAACGCGAAAAAAGCAAAAUAAUUUGUUGUUACCAAUUAUUUUCUUCAAAACAUGCCUAGUACUACUAUUCCCCUUUUUCUAAUAAUAAGGAAUCCGUUGCUGAAUGAUUUUCUGUCAGUUCCUUCUUUUCUUUUCUGGAAGAAGAACUCUAGAGAUGCAGUGCUUCUUUCCCUUGCUACUGUUGUAAAUACUUGAUCAGAUACUGAGAAUUGCAUAUGGCAGGUAGCCUUGCAGGCCAAUUUUACUAAUCACCACUUCUGAUUUCUUUCUCUGACAGUUUUAGCAGCUUUCUGGUUGUGUCAACUCUGCUUGCUAAUUAACCGAUUUGAUUACAUUGCUGGUACUUCUGUUGCCGUUGAUUCUGAUGCAGUAGUGGUGACAUUCUACUGGGGACAUGUGCCAGGCAAUGCAGCCACCAACAAUCCCCUUGUCAGCACACAGCAGUAACAGCAGCAGCUACUGCAUGCCCACUGUCACAGGAAUGAUUAGCUCGAUUUUUUAUUUUAACAAGGUCAACUACACAUGCACCACUGUACAUAUGCCUCAGGCAGGGUAAAACUUUCUUUAAUUUUUAUGCAGGACAUGUGUUCAAAUCUUAGCUAGGGUGCUUGCAUCGGGAGUUCGGGACACCAUUAAGAACAUACCCUUUUUUCUCUCUUUGGGUUAACUUUUAGUCCUAUUCUCCUGCAAAGGAAGAAUAUCCUGUUCUGCUGACUGGUAAAUGACAUAGGAUUAGUAGUAUUUCUUCUGCUUAAAAUUACUGUAGCUGUUCUUUAUCCUAGUAGCUCCUCUGUGUACCAUGGAGAGAAGCAACUAGCUUGUACAUGGUACUCUUGGAUCAGUUCAGAUGCUAGACUUGCAUCUACACAAAAUGCAGGAGAAUAUCUGUUUCAAAGAAUAGCUUCAUAAGCAGAAGCUUCCAAAGAAUAGACCAGUUACAGCAGGUCUCUGAUUAGUACCUGUAAUCAGAGCCUAAAAGCUACUGUCUGCAAUGACAGGGAAUGUAAAUUAAGCAUGUAAUUAAUCUACUCUAAUCUAAUGGGAGCAGGCACAAAGUAAAAGAUUAAACAAUGCCACAUUGCCCAAAAGCAGGUUGGAAAAGCCAUGACUUCAAAACACAUUCCCUCCAUGUUCCAUGUUCUCAUGCCCCCUCCUCUUCGUCGCCUGUUAGCCCUUAAUCUACUCAUCAAAACACCUCACACUUGUUCACUAGGUGAGGUGUACAGGAACUAAACAAACAGCAUGGUGGCAUGUUAAGAAAUGCCAGGAAGAUUCAUUAUAUUAGUAGUACAUGAUUAAAUCAACUUAUCCUCUAGUGAUAUAAAGCUUUUUUCUGCCACUUCCUUCUAUCUGCAGCCUCUGCUCUUCUUGCAGAUGCAGUGUCAGUAAACUAGGCAAGACACACACUGUCUCUGACAUGGCGCAGCACUAGAAGCAGCAGAGGCACAGGCAGAGUAGGUUUGCUAGGAGCUGAUUGAGCUAGCAAAAGUGCUUCCAGGAAAGUACUAGAACAUUCUGAUGGAAGCAAGAGUGUCAGUGCUGGUCCUAGCAGUGACACUGUCUUUGAUCUUGUCCACCGGCAUUGGCGCGGCCGGCGGCGAUGAGCGGGCGGCGCUGCUUGCGCUGAAGGCCGGCUUCGUUGACCCGCUGGGCGCCCUCGCCGACUGGAAGGAUGGCGCCAAGGCCUCGUGGCAUUGCAGCUGGACCGGCGUCCGUUGCAACGCCGCCGGCCUCGUCGAUAGGCUCGAUGUCUCGGGCAAGAACCUGAGCGGCAAGUUCUCCGACGACGUGCUCCGGUUGCCGUCACUCACCAUCCUCAACCUCUCCUCCAACGCCUUCGACACCGCGCUGCCCAAGUCCUUCGCCCCGCUGUCCGAUCUCCAGGUGUUCGACGUCAGCCAGAACUCCUUCGAGGGCGCGUUCCCGGCCGGGCUCGGCUCCUGCGCUGACCUUGCCGCCGUCAAUGCCUCCGGCAACAACUUCGUCGGCUCCCUGCCCGCGGACCUCGCCAAUGCCACAUCCCUCGAGACUAUCGACCUGCGGGGCUGUUUCUUCGGCGGUGCCAUCCCGGCGGCUUACCGGAGACUCACCAAGCUCAAGUUUUUGGGCCUCUCCGGCAACGACAUCACCGGCAAGAUCCCACCGGAGCUCGGCGAGCUCGAGUCGCUCCAGAGCCUCAUAAUCGGGUACAAUGUGCUCGAGGGAGGUAUCCCGCCGGAGCUCGGCAACCUCGGCAACCUCCAGUACCUCGACAUCGCCGUCGGCAACCUCGACGGGGCCAUCCCGCCAGAGCUCAGCAAGCUUCCGGCGCUCACCGCGCUUUACCUAUACAAGAACAACCUCGAAGGCAAGGUUCCGCCGGAGCUCGGCAACAUCUCGUCACUGGUCUUUCUCGACCUGUCCGAUAACUUACUCACGGGCCCGAUCCCCAACGAGGUAGCGCAGUUGAGCCACCUCCGGCUGCUCAACCUCAUGUGCAACCACCUCGACGGCACCGUGCCGGCGGCUAUCGGAGACAUGCCGAGCCUGGAGGUGCUCGAGCUGUGGAACAACUCCUUGACGGGACCGCUUCCCGCAUCGCUCGGCCGGAGCUCGCCGCUGCAGUGGGUGGACGUGUCGUCCAACUCCUUCACCGGCCCCGUGCCGACCGGGAUCUGCGACGGCAAGGCGCUCGCCAAGCUGGUCAUGUUCAACAACGGCUUCACCGGCGGCAUCCCGGCCGGCCUCACGUCGUGCGCGUCCCUAGUGCGCGUACGCAUGCAGAGCAACCGGCUCAACGGCACGGUGCCCGUUGGGUUCGGCAAGCUGCCGCUGCUGCAGCGCCUCGAGCUCGCCGGCAACGACCUGUCCGGGGAGAUACCCGGCGACCUCGCGUCGUCGACGUCGCUGUCGUUCAUCGACCUGUCGCAUAACCACCUCCAGUAUUCGCUGCCGUCGAACCUCUUCACGAUCCCGAGCUUGCAGAGCUUCUUGGCGUCAGACAACAUCAUCUCCGGCGAGCUUCCUGACCAGUUCCAAGACUGCCCGGCACUGGCAGCGUUGGACCUGUCGAACAAUCGGCUCGCCGGCACGAUACCGUCCAGCCUCGCCUCGUGCCAGAGGCUAGUCAAGCUCAACCUCAGGCACAAUCGGCUCACCGGCGAGAUACCCAAGGCGCUAGCCAUGAUGCCGGCGAUGGCCAUUCUUGAUUUGUCGAGCAACUCCUUGACCGGCGGCAUACCGGAGAAUUUCGGGAGCUCGCCGGCGCUCGAGACGCUCAACCUGGCGUACAACAACCUCACAGGGCCUGUGCCGGGGAACGGUUUCCUGCGAUCGAUCAACCCCGAUGAGUUGGCCGGCAAUGCAGGGCUGUGCGGUGGCGUGCUCCCGCCAUGCUUCGGGAGCCGUGACACGGGCGUAGCGGCGCGCCUUCGUGGCAGCGCGCGCCUGAAGCACAUUGCAAUGGGGUGGCUCGUGGGGAUACUCGCUGUUGUCGCCGUGUUCACGGCUCUGUUCGGCGGGCGCUACGCGUACCUUCGGUGGUACGUGGACGGCGCAGGGUGCUGCAACGACGAGAACCAUGGCGGGGAGUUGGGGGCGUGGCCGUGGCGGCUGACGGCGUUCCAGCGGCUCGGGUUCACAAGCCCCGACGUGCUGGCGUGCGUCAAGGAGGCGAACGUGGUCGGCAUGGGCGCGACAGGGGUGGUGUACAAGGCCGAGCUCCCGCGCGCGCGCGCCGUGAUCGCCGUGAAGAAGCUCUGGCGUCCGGCGCCAAUGGACGGCGACGCGGCAGCCGCGACGGAGCUGACCGCAGACGUGCUCAAGGAGGUGAGCCUCCUCGGCCGGCUUCGGCACCGGAACAUCGUGCGGCUGCUCGGAUACAUGCACAGCGACACGGACGCGAUGAUGCUGUACGAGUUCAUGCCCAACGGCAGCCUGUGGGAGGCGCUGCACGGUCCGUCGGAGUGGCGCACGCUGGUGGACUGGGUGUCGCGCUACGACGUCGCGGCCGGCGUGGCGCAGGGCCUGGCGUACCUGCACCAUGACUGCCACCCUCCCGUGAUCCACCGCGACAUCAAGUCGAACAACAUCCUCCUCGACGCCAACAUGGAGGCCCGCAUCGCCGACUUCGGCCUCGCCCGAGUCCUGGCGCGCACCAACGAGUCCGUCUCCGUCGUCGUCGGCUCCUACGGCUACAUCGCCCCAGAGUACGGGUACACGCUCAAGGUGGAUCAGAAGAGCGACAUCUACAGCUUCGGUGUGGUGCUGAUGGAGCUGAUCACGGGGCGGCGAGCGGUGGAGGCGGAGUUCGGGGAGGGGCAGGACAUCGUGGGGUGGGUGCGGGACAAGAUCCGUAGCAACACGGUGGAGGAGUACCUGGACCCGCACGUCGGCGGGCGGUGCGCGCACGUCCGGGAGGAGAUGCUGCUGGUGCUGCGCAUCGCCGUGCUCUGCACCGCGAGGGCGCCGCGGGACAGGCCGUCCAUGCGCGACGUGAUCACCAUGCUCGGCGAGGCCAAGCCGCGGCGCAAGAGCGGGAGCAGCGCCACCACCAACGUCAAGGACAACGCUGCAGUCGCCGCCGUGGUGGACAAGGACAAGCCGGCGUUCAGCACCACGCCAGACACCGACUACGCGUAGCUAGCUGCAUGUUUUUCCUUCUCUUCGUUUGAGUUUCAGUUCCUGUUAAUGAUGACUUCAUGUACGUAGAUUUUACUGCAGGGUUUGGAGCCUGUAACCAAACAUUUACCAUCAACAUUAAUUAGUUGUACAUUAAUGUAAAAAAUCAUUUUUUAUGAUGACGACGACGACGAGGAUGACUCUCCAAAC